AUGUCUGAUAACGUUGGUCUCAACACUCCCCGAGGCAGUGGCACCUCGGGCUACGUCCAACGCAACCUUGCCCAGAUCAAGCCUCGCGACUACGGUGCUCCUUAUCCCAAAGACCUCGAUAGCUUGCGACACAAGCAACGCCAGCCAGAUAAGGGAAUCCUGGAGCAUGAUCGCAAGCGUGAGGUCGAAGUUAAGGUCUUUGACUUGAGGGACAAGCUUGAAGAAGAAGAGGUCGACGAAGAUGAGAUCGAUAGGCGAUGCGACGAGCUCCGACAAAAACUCCUUGCCGAGAUGAAUUCUGGGAGGAGAGGCGGUCAAAGAAAGACAUUCAAGCAACACCAGGUUCACGAGAUGGCCGAUGCCAAGAUCAAGGAGAGCGAACGACUACGGAAAGCAUUGAAGAUCAGCGCAGACUAUGAAGAGGGAGGUCAUUGGAAGCGGCAAGAAGAGAGGCUGCGCAGUGCUUUGGAGAAGGAAGAGGAGCAGGGUGAAGGUGACGACGAUAGGAAAAGUGAGCCAAGAGACUAG
Molecule: messenger RNA, 528 nt
Organism: Fusarium tjaetaba
Lineage: Eukaryota; Fungi; Ascomycota; Sordariomycetes; Hypocreales; Nectriaceae
Product: pre-mRNA-splicing factor CWC21
Exons: 2
Coding region: 1-528 (175 amino acids)
Source: RefSeq, a predicted model, not a curated record